CGGCGCUGCUACGGGAGGAUAAUACAUUUGAAUUUGUAACGUAUCGCUCGAUGUUUUUCACCUGUUGCUCUUGGUUUUUCGUGUGACAAUCGUGCCCGUGUUCUCUCUCGCCAGGAUGAUAAACGUGACUGGCAUUUUGACGAAGGACAGAAAGGAAGACGGGAGGAUCUCUGCAGAGGACAUGGACGAGGAACGUAAAAGAGAUCUGUCGUAUCUCUAUCUCUGUCACUUGGAAGAAGCUAAAAAAUGGAUGGAAUCCUGCUUGAGGGAACAGUUACCUCCAUCGACCGAGCUGGAGGAGAAUCUUCGUAAUGGAGUAUACCUGGCCAAACUUGGUCACUUUAUGGCACCCAAUAUUUUACCAUUGAAUAAAAUCUAUGACACCGAACAGCGGAGAUAUAAAUCUGCGGGAUUGCAGUUUCGUCAUACAGACAAUAUAAAUUAUUUUCUGAAAUGCUUGGAAUCCCAGCGACUACCGUUGAUAUUCCUGCCAGAAACAACAGAUAUCUAUGAUAAGAAGAAUAUGCCACGACUGAUAUAUUGUAUCCAUGCUCUUAGCAAGCAUUUAUUUAAAUAUGGGAAAGCACCUCCAAUGCCAGAAUUGUAUGGAAAAGUAAAUUUCUCCGAGGAAGAAAUCGACACUGUUACUAAAGAAUUACAAAGACAUGGCAUUCAAAUACCCGCUUUUCAAAAAAUAGGAGGUCUAUUGACUAACAACAUUACUACGGACACAGCCACUCUUCACGACGCUGUGAUCGCAAUUAAUCAAGCUGUGAUAGAUAACGAUAACGAUACAAUUUUACGAAAACUUCGAAGUAAAGAGAUGCAUUUAAGCAACGUUGAACCUGCUUACAUAGAAAAAUAUACCAAGGCAUUGUCGGAAGCUAAAGCCGCAAAAACAGAGGCGGCACUUAACAAGUCCCUUAACGACAGUUAUGUGGCGGAUGAAUACGACGAAUUAUUAACACAAGCAGAGAUACAAGGGCACAUUAAUUAUGUAAAUGCCUCUUGCGCAUUGGAAGUCAUCGUUUCGUCUUUAUCACGUGACAACGCUGAAAUAAUAGCUGCUUUGAAAGUGCCGGCAUUAUCUUUCAAGGAUGUAUUUUCUGAAAAUGUUGAAGAUUAUAAAGAACAACUAAUGCUAAUGUUGGAUAAAUUCAACUGGAAUGACAAAUAUCCAUCUGAAAGCAUUCAGUAUUGGACAGACACGUUUCAGAAUGCGAUUAACAGAGGAAACGAGAACGCGCAGCGACGUUGCAAACGAGACGAAACUGUCGAACGUUUGAACAUGGCUUUAAAAUCUGCGGACAGAAAAAAGUUUUACGAGACCUUGCAAACCCUGUGUCUGGAAAUCUCUCAAUGCAUCGAUGAGUUUGCAUUUCCGUUGUAUUAUCAGGAGAUGAAGGAAGAUUGUACAGAGUCUUGGAAAAAUAUCACUUACAACGACAUAGUCGAUUGUAUACCUGUCUUAUCUGCUAUUGCCGCUAUUACCAAAGCGGUGGAUACGGGAAAUCCGGAUUUCGUGUACGAGAAGCUAUCGAAUCCUGACGCACGUUUAGAUGAAUUGGACGAAUAUAAUAAAGUGAAGUAUGCUCAAGCGUUAGCAGCGGCUCGGCAAGCAAAGCUGCGAGCGUCCCAAGAAUGUUCUAUAUUGACUUACAGCGACAUUCAGGAAUGCAUCGAUUCGGUAAACGUACAGUGCGACGAAGAUUUUGAAGUUAUAACGAACUUGCAACAAAUUAAUCGAGCUGUAGCGGCGAACGAUCACGAGGGUAUGAUGGAAGCCGUAAAAAGGAUUACCGAGAGGUACGAUAUACCUACGUAUCCGUACGACGCACCGUUUUACUUCAAGCUGCUUAAGAAACGUUUACUUGAAAAAGAAUCGGACGGAUCUGAACUGUGGCUGGACGAUGUCGAAGCUGUAGCGAAGACAGUGGCAUCGGAGCUCGAGGAAAUGCAAGAAAUGAUAGUAAUUUUAUGCGACGUCAAUACGUUCCUGGAGCAGGAUAAUAUAAUAGAAACUCUCGACUGCCUGGAAACGUUUGAUAAAAAAUUUAAAGAACUUACUGAAGAAUGUCGAGAGAGAUGUUUUCUGGCAUUGCGGCAGUUACAGAGGCGGAAGCGCGAAAUAUACAACUGCCCAUAUAUUUGCUAUAUCACCGACAAAGGAAAUAAAAUUUAUUUUAAUAUAAAAGCUGGAAAUUAUACGUGGGAGCAACCCAGAAAUUUUACGAAAACUCAUCAUCUCACUAUGGACGAUAUAAAUGAAACAAUUAACUCUAUUUUAGCAGGGAAACGUGACGAAGAUUCUACAAUGUACGAUAAAAAAUCGCUUAUUAAACUUCAAGCUUAUACCAGAGGAUAUUUGUUGCGGAAAAGGAUAGCUGACAGAUACGCUUAUUUCGACGAUAAUCUGCGAGCAAUCGUCACGAUACAAGCGUGGUGGAGGGGCGUGAGGCAGCGAAAACAAUAUCGUAAACUGUUGAAGAGGAGACAAAAUAUGUUGUUAAAUCAAAGGAAAUUCUUAAACGCGGAAACAAAUAAGGAUAACGUGUAUCAAAAUAAAUUAUUAAACGGAAGGGCAAACGACAAGAGCGAUAGAUUAAGUUAUUAUAAAAGACACGAGGAUAAAAUAAUUAAGAUACAAGCUCUCUGGCGUGGCCGAGCGUCAAGGAAAGCCUUUCGCUCCUUAUUGCGUUCGGAGAAACCGUCGUUUCCUGUGAUCAGAUAUUUUUCGACGGUACUGGGUUUUAGCGCCGAGGAUUAUGACAAGGACCUAGAAUUACAAAAAUUAAAGUACAAGGUCGUUCAAUCUAUAAAGCACAAUCAGAAUCUGUCGGAGCAAUUGAACAGCAUGUUCGUCAAAAUAGGAUUACUGAUUCAGAACAGAAUAGCGUUACAGGACGUGGUGGCGCACGGCAAAAAUCUGGAUACUCUUGCGAAGGAGAAGAACGCGAGCAAAGAUCAAAACUCUUUAAACGACAUUGCCACGAUGGCGCACAGAGGUCUCAAAUCAUUAACGAAGGAAGGUCGCAAGAUGCUGGAAGGCUAUCAGCACUUGUUUUACGCAUUGCAAACGAAUCCGCAAUAUUUGUCCAAGCUGUUGUAUUUGCCGCCUAGCAACAAGUCGAACAAGCUGUUCCUGAAGAACAUCAUCUUGACGCUGUUUAAUUUCGGCUCGAACACUCGGGAGGACUAUUUGCUGCUGAAACUCUUCGGUUGCGCGUUGAGAGAGGAGAUCAGGUGCAAUUGCCAUCAGCCCUCCGACGUGCUGACCGGCAAGCCUCUGGUCCGCGAGAUGGUGGUCAAUUACGCGAAACAGUUCAACGGUCAGGCGUCGUUAAAGCAGCUCGUAGGCCCGUUAGUCGAGAAGGUUCUGGAAGAAAAGGAUCUGUGCAUAGAGACGAAUCCGGUGGACAUAUACAAGCUUUGGCGGAAUCAGCUGGAGAUGGAACGCGGCCAGUCGUUGGAUAUGCCACAUGCGGUGUCUCAGGAACAAGCGCUGAAAUACCCGCCGGUGCAGGAGUCGCUCACGAGGGCGAUCAAUCAAUUGAAGAAGAUAUCCCUCGAGUUUCUCGACAGGAUAACGCGGUCCCGCGACCUGAUCCCUUACGGGAUGCUCUACGUUUCGAAGGUCCUGUACAACACGUUGAUGGAGAAGUUCCCGCAUGCUCCCGAGAAGGAUAUCCUGAAGGCGGUCGGCAAUUUGAUCUACUAUCACUUCAUCAACGCCGCGAUCGUGGCACCGGACACCUUCGACAUCGUCACAUUGCCGGUCGACCGAACGUUGUCCUCCUGCCAGAGGAAGAAUCUGGCGAGUAUAGCCAAGGUGCUGCAAUUCUCCACCUCGAAGAAAGGCUUCGGCGAGGAGGCGCCGCACUUGGAAUGCUUGAAUCAGUUCAUUAUUGCCUGUCACGAGAAGUUCAAGGACUUCUUCCGGUACUGCUGCCAAGUGGAGGAUCUCGAGGAGCACUUCAAUAUUCACGAGUACACGGAGGCGACGCUCAUACAAAGCCCGGAGAUCUGCAUAUCCCUGCAGGAGAUAUGCGAGAUGCACGCCUUGAUGUUGAAUUACGAGGAUCAAAUAGCACCGGACCCGUCCGAUUCUCUGCAUGAUUUGUUGGAUGAGCUGGGCCCAGCGCCGACUGUAGCGUCCUUGCUCGGGAUAUCCAAAGCGACGUACGACGCGAACUUGGCGCGGUACAGCAAGCAGGAGGUGUGCCUGGUGCUGACCAACAAAUUCCAGGUGCCGCGGAACGACGACACGAAUCUGAGCAAUCUCUUCGUAAAGGCGAAGGAGUUGCUCGUGUCGGUUAUUCCGUUCCUGAAGAAGUCGACCCUCGUGGAGUCUCUGGAGACCACAUCCUCCCCGAUGUGCGUGAAGCUGUUCGACUACUCGUCCGUAUCGCCGACAGUUCGCGAAAGUUCAUCUAUAAACGACUGCAAGAUGCAAUUGCGCGCGUACCUCAACAAGCUCGAGCUCGAGGGAUGGAUCAGUCGCGUGGACGGUUAUCAGACAAUCGUGACCGCGAUAGCGAGGGAUAUUUGCAACAAGAGCAAGUACCGCAUCGCGCGGGACAAGGAGUUGCAGACGCUGCGGGCGACCAAGGAGCGACUGGACGAGAAGACGCGGUACUACCAGGAGCAAAUCGGAUUCUACAACGAGUACAUAAAGGGCUGCCUCCAGAAUCUGCACAGCGGCAAGAGCUCGCUACGCGCGUACCAGAAGUACGCGCAGCAGGACGCGUACACGCAGCGCAAGCUGCGAUCGAAGAUGACGGUGAGGUAUUCCGCGUGGAAGCUGCAGGAGAAGGGCGUGCUGAUGGAGGUCGACCAGGCGCUGAGCCCGACGGAGAUGAAGAACAUGAUUUUCGAGAUAAGCCCGACCGAGCAUAGCGGCGUGUUCGUCGUGCGCUGCAAGUUCAUGGGCGUCGAGCUGGAGAAGCUCAACAUCAGCAUAGAGGAGCUGCUCGAGCUGCAGUACGAGAGCAGACCUUACAUGGACAUGUUCGGUAAAGCCAAGGUCAAUGUGAAUCUGCUCCUGUACCUGCUGAAUCGGAAGUUUUACGGCAAGAAGAGCUGAAGCGGACUGCCUCGACCAUUCUUCUCUAACAGAAUUCCGAAACAACCGGGCCGAUUCACGCGUGUGCAAAAUUCACCUUCUAGCACGCGUUCGGGGCGAACGAAUCGGUAUUUUAGCAUCGCGACGAGAUAUCGACGAUUCAAUACGAUCCUCUUUGUCCUUCGAGAUCGUUUUCGGGAACGUUGAUAGAUUUUGAUACGCAAAACUUCCACGUAAUACACGGAGUAGAGGGAAGUUCGAGAUUUCACUUUCCCUUCGCGAGCCAGUUGUCUCUUCUCUUCGAUGACGCAAGUGCAAUCAUUUACACGUGCGUCGUAUACAAAAGGUCUGUUUUUUUUUUUUACUACAAAGUACCUCUCUUUCAAUUUUACUCUCUCUUCCUUUCUCUUCACUUUCUCCU
This is a messenger RNA of Wasmannia auropunctata (little fire ant), 5483 nucleotides long. Its product is annotated as ras GTPase-activating-like protein IQGAP1. The transcript is spliced from 19 exons. Bases 116 to 5083 code for a protein of 1655 amino acids. Gene Ontology annotation, biological process: regulation of actin cytoskeleton organization; regulation of GTPase activity. The record is from RefSeq and is a predicted model, not a curated record. Gene Ontology annotation, molecular function: GTPase activator activity; calmodulin binding; actin filament binding. NCBI's taxonomy places the organism in Eukaryota, Metazoa, Arthropoda, Insecta, Hymenoptera, Formicidae. Gene Ontology annotation, cellular component: cytoplasm.